AUGAACCUUCCGAUGGACAGUCUGAACACCAUCAUCGCCAGCUUGAGUGGUGUUUGCAACCCGAUCAUCACAAAGAUGUACCAACCCGCCGGUGGAGUUCCUGGUAGAAUGCGCGGUGGUGUGCCAGAAGGUGGCACCCACAGUGGUGGUGCUGGUGGACGAACUCUCGGAGCAGUUGAGAAUGGUAAUCAGUUUUUCCUAGAUGAUCUGCAUUAA
Molecule: messenger RNA, 216 nt
Organism: Ostertagia ostertagi
Lineage: Eukaryota; Metazoa; Nematoda; Chromadorea; Rhabditida; Trichostrongylidae
Source: the annotation of a GenBank genome assembly